UCUGUCGGCUCCAGUCCGGCCUCCUCCACCCACACUCAGCCCAGUGGGGCCUGGGGUGUUUCCACCGCAGCUUUCUAGGGCUUUAAAUCCCAGCGGCAAACUUCUGGGGAAUAAGGAGGGUUGGAAGGGGCCUGUGCCUUCUCUACUUGGGGACUGAGCUGGACCUGGUGGUGAUUCGGAAGCUGCUUGGGCUCUUACCAUGGCCCCCGAGAGGGGCUGAUACUGUAGUUCCCGGUGCAGGUGAGGUCCCGCCCCAAGGAAGAAGGAAGAAGGCACGGGCAGGGGACCAGGAGGCGGAGGAGGCCUCUAAGCUGGGGACGGAGGGGGUCCCAGUGGAAGCCCGAGUCGAGGCAGUGGACCUGGCCGGCUCAGGAAGGACCGCGAGAUGCCGGUGCUGAAGCAGCUGGGCCCCACGCAGCCCAAGAAGCGGCCAGAUCGAGGCGCCCUGUCCAUCUCGGCGCCACUAGGCGACUUUCGACACACGUUGCACGUGGGGCGCGGGGGCGACGCCUUCGGGGAUACCUCCUUCCUGAGCCUCCAUGGCGGCGGGCCGCCCCCCGAGCCCCGGGCGUCACCUGCAGGCGCCCCUCGCACAGCAGCGCCGCCCGCCGUCCCGCAGCCCACAGCGCCCGUCCUCAGCGCACCGGCGCCCGCUGACCCUCUGUUGUCCUUCCAUCUGGAUUUGGGCCCCUCCAUGCUAGAUGCGGUACUAGGCGUCAUGGACGCAGCGCGUCCAGUGGCUGCAGCCGCCAAGCCCGAUGUGGCCCCCCACUCCGGGACGCGGCACCCCAGGGCCCGCUGCUGCCCCAACGCGGACCUCGAGUUGGACGACGUCAUCGGCCUUUAAGCGCCCCGAAUCCUUGCACCCUCCUCUCCCCGCAUCCCAGUUCUGUAUACAUAAAUGGCUAAGAUUUGUACCCGGGGCACUGACUGCACACUUCGCACUGGGGGGCUGGGUAACGGGGAGGGUAAUAUUAAGUCCCGACUCCUUAGAGACGCAGAUGUGUCACCUGAAGUUAGGUCCAGGUUGGAUGAUUGCCUUAGAGUGGGUUGCGUCUCCUUUAAGAGAGUCUACAGGCGUGGCCAUCUGUUGCUCCACCCAGAGAGCGAGCUCAAGACUUGGCCGCUGCCUUGGGCUCUUUCACUCUUACUGAGCACCGUAGGCCUGCUGCUAGGCGUGGUACUCCCUGCCGCAUCACCUCCAACGGGGCGAGGCAGAGCCGGCUGAGGGCUGUGGCCCGGCGAGCUUCAGCCUCCUGGUCCUUCGCAUCUUAGGAGGACAUCGCCUUUUACUACUGGAAGAACGGCAGAAGGAAGUGGCUGGGAACACUUUCAGAUCCUCAAGGGUGGUGACCCCCUUGGGGUAUUCGCGUCUUGUACCCCAAAAGUGUGUCGGCCGGAGGGAGGGAGGGAAGAGACCCCAUCCCAAGUCUGGACUACUAAAUUCAGUCUGCGCGCCUAAGUGUCCAGGCUCUUUAAGGCUUCCGGAGGGUCAGGGCCACAGAUGUAAAUUACUUGGCCUGGAGGCGGGGUCCUAUUAAGAUCCCCCACAGGGGAGGAAGCACCCUAGGACAUCUUUUGGUAUAGGGGAGGGGCCAGACUUCCUCGCAGUUCGGGCGACAAGGACGGCCGCACAGGGGAUGGAGAUGCGGCGUUGAUUCCUGGCACCGUAGGAGGGCGCUGCCGGGAGGUCCGGGGCGGAGGUGUCAGGCCCUCCACCUGAGUCAGGCAGGACAGUCCUCUCGAGUACCGGAGGGUGGGGGCUCAGGAGCGCGGGUCGCUGACCACAACGUCGGGUUAAGACGUUGUCCCGGCAAGGCUGCCCUCGACGCAGGUGGCCUCAUCUGCGCAGCCACGGCGGCGACUAUAGAGCCAGAGCUGCCACUGGAAGCCUCAGCCCUGGAGCCCACGUCCCCUCCGACCUGCUGUUGCUUCCGCGAGGGCCACAGCCACUUUUGCACCCACUGCCGCCAACCCUCCGGGCGCAAGCGCCGUUUAGCCGCGGGUAGCAGGCUCAGGCCAGGGUCAAACAGCCGCAGCAGGCACCCGCGCCUCGACCCCGCCUUCUCGAUGGGCCAAUAAGGCCGCUUCUUGGACGUCUACGAGUCGCCUUUCAAUGCCUUCAGCUACAAGCUGCCCACCCAGCCACAGCACCACGCGCAGCCGCACCUCACUCCCACCUGCCUUCAGCUCAGGUUUGGCAACCGAGCACCAGCCUGCAUGCGUUGAAUGGAGGAGCACGGAGUCAAAGGCAUGAGAGGGCCUGGGCUGCUCCUGAGAAUGGAGCAGAAAAAGCUGGUCUGGCUAAGCCGCAAGGGGGCCGGGCUAGCUGCCAGUUUGGUAACACCAGCCCCUAAGAGGGCACUUCACAAGAGAAAGGACGAGACACUAAAGCCAACAGUGGCUGUCAACACCACGAAGCUGCUGGGCAGGCAGCAGCGGGGUGGGGUUCUGGACCUGAGCAGAGCACGAAGGGCCAUUCGGGCCAGUGCUGUGUACUCUGCCCACACCUGCCUCCUACACUGCGUGGUCCCCGUGGCGGUCAACUCUGGGCUAUAGGCUUAAGUUGCCAAAGUGCAGGAACACCUGGUGCUCACAGUCCCUGCACUUGAUGCUGGGCCCGCUGUGGCUGUUAAGCCCUAGAAAGACCACAGUGCACUUGGGCCUGAGACCAGCCCUCUUGGUCCCAAGGCUUCAAGGAUCCCCCAGCUGAGGUUCCAGGAUCUGGUACUCCUGGGCCACCAAGUGCUUUGUCCCUAGCACCAGGAAACAUGGCAAAAGUGCUCUUCUUGGAGGGUCAGAGGCUGAAGGCCAAGGGGUUGCGUGUGCUACAGCUACCACCCCCUGCCAACCCCAACCCCGGCAGUGCCUCCUGGAGUCCUCCUCCCUAAGGCUGGGUACAGCCUGAGUCUGGAAGUGGGGAACCAGCCCUUGGGGGGAGAGUAGAGGGUGCUCCUACUAGCCCCUGCCUGAGACAUCCUGCAGUAACAUUCCCAGAGUUCCAAUGAGACAAACUGGAUCCAAACACCCUCAGGACCAACCACAGUCCAAGCAGGAGCAAGCUCAUGCUCUCUCUCUCUCUCUUUAAUUUUGGUUUCUCUCAAGCUUCCAAAUGGUGCUCAGUGCUCCAAAGAAAGAAUGAAGGAAGGGGGGGAGGAGAAGAGGGCGGAGGGAGGCAGAGGAAAAACAUCUGGAAAAAAAGCAGCCCGACAGUCCAGCUGUUUGCAAACUCAGCACAUCCUCCAGUUACAUGGCAGAAGAGGGAGGGAGGGCCAAAAAGAAAAGGGGGAGGAAAAAGAAAAAUAACUGAAAUAAACACACACAAAAAGAAAAGAGAAGAACAUGAAGUGAGCUGGUGAUCCAUGAAGGUGGAGAGGGAGGGUGACCGUUUUACCUGUGUUGAACCGAGGGAGGAACAGGAAGCAGGAAGAGGAGGGACGGAAAGGG
Molecule: messenger RNA, 3447 nt
Organism: Nycticebus coucang (slow loris)
Lineage: Eukaryota; Metazoa; Chordata; Mammalia; Primates; Lorisidae
Gene: CDC42EP5
Product: CDC42 effector protein 5
Exons: 3
Coding region: 386-847 (153 amino acids)
Source: RefSeq, a predicted model, not a curated record